AUGAAUAAGUCAAAAAUGAAAGAUAUGAAAGAGGAAGUGGUAAGAUUUUCCUUCUUGAAGGAAGGAGAAUUUUACAUCUUGAUAAUAACUAGAGAAAAAACUGGGAAACUUAUCUAUUCUUCAUUAUACACUAACAAAGCCUAUCUAAUUAAAGAAGCCAAAUCAGAUUUCAAAAAACUUUCUAAGAAAAAUGGUAUCAGAUAUGUAAUGGAACCUUCCUCCCCUGAUGAUAAGUUAAUGAAGUUGCUUCAUGAGAAGUUUAUACGGUUAGUAGAUGCCCGUAAACGGGGUGAGGAUACUAUUGACGAUCUUGACAUGCCCUAUGAGUAUAUAUUUGGAACUCAAUUCCAAAGAGCCGCCUGGGAUGGAAUGCUCCAAGUUAACAUAGGGCAUACUAUCACGUACGGGGAACUUUCUACUCGAUUGGGAAUGGGAACAAAGGGUGCAAGAGCCAUUAGAUCCGCAUGCAACCAAAAUAAAAUUCCCUUGUUUGUUCCAUGUCAUCGAAUAAUGGGCAAGUCAGGGGAAAUGACAGGGUUCCGAUGGGGGAUUCCGAUAAAGAAGGUGUUAUUGAUGAGAGAACAAGAAGCUUUCGAAAAGACAUUUAAGACUGAAGAUAUAAAACUGGAGCUAAAUUUAUAA
Messenger RNA from Naumovozyma castellii, 642 nucleotides. RefSeq names its product methylated-DNA--protein-cysteine methyltransferase (gene MGT1). The transcript has a single exon. The record is from RefSeq and is a predicted model, not a curated record. The coding region runs from base 1 to 642 and encodes 213 amino acids. Lineage: Eukaryota; Fungi; Ascomycota; Saccharomycetes; Saccharomycetales; Saccharomycetaceae.